Molecule: messenger RNA, 1390 nt
Organism: Aspergillus pseudonomiae
Lineage: Eukaryota; Fungi; Ascomycota; Eurotiomycetes; Eurotiales; Aspergillaceae
Product: cytochrome P450
Exons: 5
Coding region: 1-1365 (454 amino acids)
Molecular function (GO): heme binding; oxidoreductase activity, acting on paired donors, with incorporation or reduction of molecular oxygen; iron ion binding
Source: RefSeq, a predicted model, not a curated record
AUGUUGUUAUUGUGGUUAUCUAGUGUCUUGCUUGUUGGACUAUAUCUCUUCAAGCGUCUUUCAUCUCCACUUGCCAAAGUCCCCGGCCCGUGGUAUACGAACUUCACCAGCUUCUGCCUGAAGUACCAUGAGUUCACAGCGAAUAGACGCCUUUUCGUUCACCACCUACACAAGAAGUAUGGUCCCGUAGUCCGCCUUGCACCGAACGAAGUCUCGUUUGUUAGUCUAAAUGCUAUUCGAGAGAUCUACGCAUCCGGCGGCAGUGGUUAUGAUAAGACGGAAUACUAUGAUUUAUUCCGACAAUAUGGGAUUAAAUACGCCAUGUCGAACGUCGUACGCGAGAAGCAUGUGUCCGCCAUUAAGGAGCGAGCUGAGACCUUUGUAGCGAGAUGUGCUGCCAUCGAAGGAAGUGUGAACAUCUACUCUCUCUUGCACUGCUACGCGAUUGAUGGGGUAACGAACUUUAUGUUUAGCCCUGGUGGCCUGAGGUCCUUGGAUAACCCUAAGGACUAUGAGAUGAUGGAGGAGUUGACAUAUCAUCAAAGCCUGCAGAAAAAUCUUCUACACUAUUACCUGCCUGCAUUAGUUCCAUAUCUCCCAUCCUGUCUCAUCCCUCGCCCUGCCCCCAAAGCAAAUGCCUACGCGUUACAGAUGGCGGGGCAACAGCGCCCAGAUGAGCACAGCUUAGUCGCACGUCUCACGCGUAAAGGCUCGCCGCUGAGCCACAUGCAAGUGGCCGCGGAAUGCAAAGACCAUAUGGCUGCAGGUAUCGACACUACUGGUGAUGGUCUUUGCUUUCUGAUGUGGGAGCUCUCUCAGCCACAUAACAUGCACUUUCAAGAUCGCCUUCAUAAGGAACUGGUAUCAGCAUCCGAUGAUACACCUCUAGAUAAACUGCCAUAUCUAGAUGCUGUCAUAAAGGAAGCCUUGAGAUGUACACCGCCAAUUCCAAUGUCUUUUCCACGGUACGUCCCAUCUGGUGGCAGGACUAUCGAUGAGCACUUCAUCCCAGAAAAUACUAUUGUCAGCUGUCAGCCAUAUACGGUACAUCGUUUCAACAAAGAAGUGUUCCCCGAGCCAGAUCGCUUCAAUCCGGAUCGAUGGUUAGAAGAAGAGGGCUUCAAUGACCGGAAUCGACUGUUCUUCGCGUUUGGAACGGGCGGGAGAGGAUGUACGGGAAGGAACCUUGCAACGGUGGAAAUGAGAGUCCUUCUCCGAGAGCUGUAUUCUCAGUUUCGGUCGUCGGUUGCCCCGGAUAUGACUGCGUGCAUGGAUCUCGAUGAUCAGAUCAUCUCCGCUCGUCCAAAGGAUCAGGUUUGUAAGCUUAUCUUCACUGCUAGAGGCAAGGAUGUGGAUAGCGCAUAGGCUGUAUUGUGAAUGGUCUGCGUAU